This is a messenger RNA of Didymodactylos carnosus, 295 nucleotides long. The record is from the annotation of a GenBank genome assembly. NCBI's taxonomy places the organism in Eukaryota, Metazoa, Rotifera, Eurotatoria, Philodinida, Philodinidae.
GGAUAAAAUUAAUCAUCAUUUCAAACGAUUCGCAUCCAAAUUGCCCGAUGCUGUUGAUACUACGGUAACAUCGUUAGAACAAUUUCUCCGAGCUAAUAAUCAAUUUAUUAAAACACAUGUAGCUGCUGCUGGUAGCACAACAGCGACCACGUUUUCCAUUGGUGAUACAUUGUCGUUUUAUUCAAUGUCGUAUGCAUUCAAAGAAUUAGUUGAAGCAUCAACAAAUUUGGCUAAAGCGACAAGACGAAUUAAGCACAUUUACAAUCGAACGUUAACACAAAAUUACACUGUCUAA